Molecule: messenger RNA, 3522 nt
Organism: Hemiscyllium ocellatum (epaulette shark)
Lineage: Eukaryota; Metazoa; Chordata; Chondrichthyes; Orectolobiformes; Hemiscylliidae
Product: myelin transcription factor 1-like protein
Exons: 21
Coding region: 1-3522 (1173 amino acids)
Biological process (GO): regulation of transcription by RNA polymerase II
Cellular component (GO): nucleus
Molecular function (GO): DNA-binding transcription factor activity, RNA polymerase II-specific; RNA polymerase II cis-regulatory region sequence-specific DNA binding; zinc ion binding
Source: RefSeq, a predicted model, not a curated record
AUGGAGGCGGAUGCAGACCAGAAGCGCCACCGCACACGCUCGAAAGGGAUCCGAGUCCCCAUAGAACCAGUAAUCCAAGAACUCUUCAGUUGUCCAACUCCUGGUUGUGACGGCACAGGCCACGUUAGUGGAAAAUACGCGAGGCACCGAAGUAUUUAUGGAUGUCCCUUGGCAAAAAAACGGAAAAUACAGGACAAGCAACCAAGUGAGCCAACUCCGAAGAGAAAACCAUUCUUAGUGAGGACAGACAACUCUUCUGUAGAUGAGUGCUAUGAGACCGAUGGUACGGAGGAACUGGAUGAGAAAGAUGAGGAAUAUUCUGAUGAAAAUGAUGAUCAAGAGGAAGAUGAGGAAGAGGAGGAAGAUGUGGAAGCAGAAGAGGAAGACGAGGAUGAAUUAGAUGAGGAAGAUGAGGAGGAUGAAGAGUAUGAAGAUCAGAGUAAUGAACAAGAAGACCUUCAAGAAGAAUCUGAUAAUAUCAGGAGAAACCAGGACAUUGAGAAAGAUGAUAACAACAAUGAUGAAUAUGACAAUUAUGAUGAGCUUGUUGCAAAAUCAUUAUUAAACCUGGGAAAAAUAGCUGAAGAUGCAGCAUUUAGGGCUAUGACAGAAUCUGAAAUGAGUGACAGCACGGCACGUGGCCUGGAGGAUGAUAGUGACACUAACGGGAGCAGGGGUAGAAAAACAAAUAAAAGUGACUCCUGCCAGCUGAGUUUGGAUGUUGACAGUGAUGUUGUUAGGGAAACAGUGGAUUCCCUUAAACUUCUGGCACAAGGACAUGGUGUGGUACUUUCAGAAAAUGCAAGUGUUAGGGGUCGCAUAGAUGGUUUAAUACAGAAUGAAAUUAGAAAUGUGAACUUAGGAUCAUGCAAGUCCACCAAUGAUGGUAUGGAAAAGACUGUUGAUGAAAGUGAUGAGGCUGUUUGCUUGAGCAGUCUUGAGUGCCUAAGGAACCAAUGUUUUGACUUGGCUAGGAAGCUAAGUGAGAGUCAGCAUGAGGAAAGAAACCAGCAACAUCAUUUUAGUGACUGUCAACAGAACAGACCUGAUGAUGACAUCACAAGAAGGAUGUCAGAUCGGAACUAUUCGGAUAUGGUUAACCUGAUGAAGCUUGAGGAACAGCUUAGUCCUCGUUCUAGAGCUUUCUCUUCUGGUGUAAAGGAAGAAGAAUCACAUGACAGAGAUGAUGACACUGGCUCAGUCAAAUCUGACCGGUCUGAGGAAGUGUUUGAUAUGACCAAGGGCAACUUGACUUUGUUAGAAAAGGCGAUUGCACUGGAAACAGAGAGGGCGAAGGCGAUGAGAGAAAAAAUGGCAAUGGAAACUGCAAAGAGAGAUGCAUCAGAUCAAAUUCCAAGGCAUCAUGUCGGAGAUGAGAAGAAGUCUAGAUCCUCUGAUGGUCAUGUUAAAAAGCCAUACUACCCGAAAGAGUCGUCGAGGCCUGAAAAGAAAGAAAGCAAGUGCCCCACGCCAGGAUGUGAUGGAACCGGACAUGUCACAGGCCUUUACCCUCAUCAUCGCAGCUUGUCAGGCUGUCCACACAAAGACAGGGUUCCUCCAGAAAUUCUUGCCAUGCAUGAAAAUGUGCUUAAGUGUCCUACACCAGGCUGCACUGGGCGAGGCCAUGUAAAUAGCAACAGGAAUUCUCAUCGAAGUCUCUCUGGAUGUCCCAUUGCUGCUGCAGAGAAGCUGGCUAAAGCUCAAGAAAAGCAUCAUAACAACGAAGCAACAAAAUCUAACCAGGGUUCUGAUCGUGUACUAAGGCCUAUGUGUUUUGUUAAGCAGCUCGAGAUACCACAGUACGGCUACAGACACAAUGUCUCCACCACCACACCUCGGUCCAACUUGGCAAAGGAACUGGAGAAAUACUCUAAGACUACUUUUGAAUAUAACAAUUAUGACAACCAAGCUUUUGGAAAACGAGCUAUUGCUCCCAAAGUUCAGACUAGGGAUGCAUCUCCCAAAGGUUAUGACGAUGCAAAGCGGUUUUGUAAGAACUCCAGUUCAGCCAGCAGCACGACGAGUAGCUAUGCUCCCAGCAGUAGCAGUAGCAGUGUCAGCUGUGGUGGAGGCAGCAGUGCUAGCAGCACUUCGAGCAAGAGCAGCUUCGAUUACACACACGACAUGGAGGCAGCACACAUGGCAGCCACGGCCAUUCUGAAUUUGUCCACCAGGUGCCGAGAAAUGCCACAGAACCUCUCGACCAAGCCUCAGGAUCUGUGUGCGAGGAAUCCUGAGAUCGAGGUGGAUGAGAAUGGAACCCUAGAUCUGAGCAUGAACAAACAGAGGCACAGGGAUGGCAGCUCUGGCAGCAGCACUGGACUGCUGACUCCAUUAGAGCCAAUGUCCCCACAGCGACAGAACAUGAUGGUCAACAAGUGCUAUACAAUGAACGAGGCUGAUUGCUGGGACUUUCCGGUAGACUACACCAAAAUGAAACCUAGGACGAUGGACGAGGAGGACCCCAAAGAGGUAUUUCCAGAAGACAUGGAUCCAUUUCAGGAAAGCCUGGAAGAACGAAGGUAUCCUGGUGAGGUCACAAUCCCAAGUCCCAAACCUAAAUAUGGACAAUGCAAGGACAUCAGCAAAAAAGAUCUCAUAACUCUGUCCGGCUGUCCCUUGGCUGACAAAAGUAUUCGAAGCAUGAUGGCCACCAGCUCACAAGAACUCAAGUGUCCGACCCCUGGAUGUGAUGGAUCUGGGCAUAUCACUGGAAACUAUGCUUCUCAUAGGAGUCUUUCAGGCUGUCCCCGAGCAAAGAAAAGUGGAAUCAAAAUUGCUCAAAGCAAGGAUGACAAAGAAGAUCAGGAGCCCAUCAAAUGUCCUGUUCCUGGAUGUGAUGGUCAAGGGCAUGUGACUGGGAAGUAUGCAUCACAUCGGAGUGCGUCAGGGUGCCCGCUCGCUGCUAAGCGACAAAAGGAUGGCUACCUGAAUGGCUCACAGUUUUCGUGGAAGUCUGGGAAAACGGAAGGCAUGUCCUGUCCGACUCCAGGAUGUGAUGGUUCGGGACACGUAAGCGGCAGCUUCCUUACCCAUCGCAGUCUGUCGGGAUGUCCAAGAGCGACUUCUGCAAUGAAGAAAGCAAGGUUGUCGGGAGAGGACAUGUUGACGAUAAAGCAACGAGCCAGUAAUGGGAUAGAGAAUGAUGAAGAAAUCAAGCAGCUGGAUGAAGAAAUUAAGGAAUUAAGUGAAUCUAAUUCUCAAGUGGAAGCAGACAUGAUCAAACUUAGAACCCAGAUCACAACAAUGGAAAAUAACUUAAAAACGAUAGAAGAGGAAAACAAAGUAAUUGAACAACAGAACGAAUCCCUUCUGCAUGAGUUGGCCAAUCUCAGUCAGUCUUUGAUCCACAGCUUAGCCAACAUUCAAUUGCCUCACAUGGAUCCAAUAAACGAACAGAAUUUUGAUGCCUAUGUGACGACUUUAACGGACAUGUAUACAAAUCAAGAUCGUUACCAGAGCCCAGAAAACAAGGCCCUUCUGGAAAACAUAAAGCAAGCUGUGAAAGGAAUUCAGGUCUAA